AUGUUCAAAUCGCGAUCCUCGCAGAAGCGGCCGAGUGAGGAGCUGUUCCGGGAUUUUCGUGCGAACCACCCAGAAGUUGGUCAAGGCCAGCCUCCGAACAAUGCUGCGACAACAGCAGCUUCGCAACAUCCUGCACCAGCUGUUGCGAACGCUGUAGGGAACCCGUCGGAGAUACGCAUUAACGAUCAGCCUUCCCACGAUGCUCGGCAUCUUGUUGCGACGCCUCGAGGCGCGAGCGAAUCAUGGAACUUCGGCUCGACAGGGCUCACACCUGCACUUAUGGAUCCCAAUGAUUCCAACUUCCAACUCUUCGACCACUUGAAUCACUACUACCCUCCGACUCCCGGUGGCCUCGGCCACAACCAUGCUGACGCUACUUCGUUUCUGAACCAGCAUGGCGGUCACCACCAUAUGUCAGGCUUCGGCGGCAUGGGACUGUCGACACCGCUAUCGAUGCCUACGUCUGAGGCUGCAAUGCAAACCGCUCAGCAACCUUUUCAUGGAUUCAACAGCCAACACCAACAGAUGCAGCAGCAGCAGGGGCAACAGCAACAUCAUUUCCACAACGCAGACCCCUUCCACAUGCAACAGCAGUCGUUCCCGCCGCACCACUUCACAAACCAAGCCACGCAUCAGUCAAUGGACUAUGAGGGUCCCAUUGGCGAAUCGCCCGUCGAAGAUCUGACAAUCAGCGGCGGUACGACGCAUUCCGAAUACAACAUACAUGCGCAAUUCGAGUCGCAGCGAUUGCCAACUAGCGUUCCUGCGCCAUCUGCAUACUCUUCAUCCGAAAAAUUUCGGUACCACACAACGCUUAAUGCGCCUACCGCCAUGGUCGUGCAUUCUGACGAUGUUCCAAUCACAUAUCUCAAUAAAGGUCAGGCGUACAUCUUGAACGUUGUUGAUACGCAAGCACAGCCAGCCCAAACACCUCGGAGAUAUCGCACCUUUGUCCGUGUCUCAUUCCAGGAUGAACAGCAACGACAGAAGCCGGCACAAUGUUGGCAGCUCUGGAAAGAAGGACGUGGCACCAACGAAGCACACCAUCGAGGCGGCCGACUGCAGGCAGUAGAGUACGUUCCCCCGACACAUGGUCUAUCCCACGAUGACUCGUCGAGACCUCAAUUUGAGCUGGAGAGCUCUUCCUUCGACGGUUUCUGUGUGCUCUGGACUUCCGCUACGGGUUCUGUCGAAUGCCCGAUAUCUGUUCGCUUCAACUUCCUCUCUACCGACUUUAGCCACUCCAAAGGUGUCAAGGGAAUUCCAGUUCGACUUUGCGCAAAGACUCAGAUACUUGAUGACGGUAACGGGAAUUGGUCACAACCCAGCGACGCUGAAGUGUGCUACUGCAUGGUCAAGCUAUUCCGUGACCAUGGCGCUGAGCGGAAAUUAUCCAACGAUGUCGCCCACGUCAAGAAGACGAUUGAAAAGCUCAACCAACAGAUAGCGCAGAUCGAGUCUGGCUUGAAAGAAGGUGGGAAGAGGAAGCGAAGCGGGUCUAUGGCGAGAGCUAGUAUCGAUAAUCGGCCAAGCAAAGCCGCCAAGCACCGAAGAUCAUGGUCAGUGAACUCGGCGACGUCGAACAGCGGACGUGGUAGUGCGGAAGACGACCUACACAAGAAGCUCCUGGCUCUACAGGAUCGAUUCUCAUCAACGCGGCCUGCUAGUGUGCUUCACUUGAGAGGUGACAAGAACGAUGACCCAGAUGCAUCACCUGUUGCGCUAUCCAACGAGAAUGACGAUCUCCUCAAGCCUCCGGAGCUUCUGAAGAAUGAAUCAACCGAGAGCGGGUUGACUCGCGCUACCACCAUCAGUGAUGUGGACCAGACCUCGCCACUUGUUUCUCCGAUAUCGAGUCAGGAUUCGCCGAUCGACAGUCGCAAAGAUUCGAGUAUGCAUCAAAAUACGCCUCUCGGCCAACUCGCAAUGACGGAAUCGGAAGAUUGGCGCAGCCACCCUCAGACGGCCGUCAUGGAUCUUCUCCCAACAAUUCGUGAAACUUCCGAUGACGGCAGUGGACCUACGUCAGUACAGACCCAUUCUCCUCGCACUGGUGCUGUUCGAGGGACCAUCGAAGUGAGUGGCAUUGAUGUCAACUACGAGCCACCACAGGCGCGACCUGUUAAGCCUGUCGCCUGCGUCUAUAUCCUGCCGCGCGUGGAAGGGCAGAUACCGUCCGACCACUACUACCGCGCCGUUUACCUUCAUCAACGCACGCUCAAAGACUUUGUCAAUGCCGUUGCCAGCAAAUGCGGGAUCGAGCCAACACUGAUCCGUCGCACGCUUCGGCAUCGUCGUGAUACUAACACGACGGCAAAAGGGAAGUCAAACGUGUCUGCUGUGGAGAUUCUCUUCGAUGAUGAAUGUGCACGCGAACUUCCCGAGGGCCAGGAUAUGACAGUACGUUUCAUUCCAGCACCCUCUCUUGACGAAGAAUCGCCCUCUCUCGAGAAAGAGGGCGAUGUCAAAGCUGCUCUGGACUCGCAAUGCGAUGGCGAUCUACCAUCGCUCAGAAAUCCCAGCGAAGUUGGAUACAAUUUGAUCUUGCAGUUUUGA
Dissoconium aciculare CBS 342.82 is the source of this 2556-nucleotide messenger RNA. RefSeq lists its product as uncharacterized. The coding region runs from base 1 to 2556 and encodes 851 amino acids. Gene Ontology annotation, biological process: regulation of transcription by RNA polymerase II. Gene Ontology annotation, cellular component: nucleus. The record is from RefSeq and is a predicted model, not a curated record. Gene Ontology annotation, molecular function: DNA-binding transcription activator activity, RNA polymerase II-specific; RNA polymerase II cis-regulatory region sequence-specific DNA binding. Lineage: Eukaryota; Fungi; Ascomycota; Dothideomycetes; Mycosphaerellales; Dissoconiaceae. The transcript has 4 exons.